Adineta steineri is the source of this 744-nucleotide messenger RNA. NCBI's taxonomy places the organism in Eukaryota, Metazoa, Rotifera, Eurotatoria, Adinetida, Adinetidae. The record is from the annotation of a GenBank genome assembly.
AUGUGUGUCUUCCUUGAAAAGUUUCUCUUUAGUAAACGUCUUACAUGUAUUCAAUGGAUCUCAUUAUUUAUUCUCACUUUCGGUUGUAUCAUAAAACAAUUUGAACAUUCAUCAACAUCGACAAUUUUAGUUUCAAAAAAUACAACAGAAACCGAGCCAUUAAUAACAAUUGGGCGAACAAUAGUAUUACCGUCAUUUACAGAUAUUCAUUUCAUAUGGAUGCUGGUACAAGUAUUUUGUUCUUGUUUUGCUGGUGUUUACACUGAAUAUUUGCUCAAAAAUGAUCGAAGUAUACAAGUUGAUAUUAUGCUUCAAAAUACGUUCAUGUAUACGAAUUCAAUUCUAUGUAAUAUUGUUCUUUUGAUACUUUUCGAAGAACAACAACCGUCUAUGACAACUACCAACAAUUUUUUUAAUACUCUUAAAUCGAUUAUUUCUGGGCAACAACUACUUGUUCCACUAAUUAUACUUAAUAAUGCAGCUAUCGGUCUUGUUACAUCACUUUUCCUUAAAUCAAUGAAUUCAAUCUUGAAGACAUUUGCUAGUGCCUUAGAGCUUUUCUUUACAAGUAUUUUGGCAUGGCUUAUUUUUUCCAUACCAAUUAGUGGCAGUACAUGUUUAGCAAUUAUCAUUGUUUCUACUGCUGUUUAUCUUUAUUCAACUAAUCCAGUUGUUAAUUUACCAAAAACUAGUGUAGAAGAAGAAUCAACAGUCAUCGAAACUAUAACGACAAGCAAAAACUGA